UUACGGUUACAUUUGGCAACCCCGCGCGCCGCUUCCAUUACCACCAAAAUUGCGGGUUGAACUGGCUGAUCGUGUCUCGGCGGCAAGAAUUUUAAUAUUAGGUGUUAAAAAACUAAUUUUCUUUGUGAAAAUAUCGAACUAUGUCACAGAUCAAUAUUUCUACACGAAAGAAAAGGUUACGACCAGCCAGUGAUGUAAUCGAAACCGCCGUAAGAGAAGUUUUUGAUAAAAAUCAAUCUAUCCGGUCGGUAGCGGCAGCCCAUAACUUUUCCAAACCUUACUUAGCUUCAAUUUGUAAAAGAGCUAGAACUCAGAAGGAAGAUUAUCGUCAUCGACCUAACAUAGUUAAUAAACGUAUUUUCUCCCUUGAACAGGAAAAAUUAUUGGUUGAUUAUCUGAAAACAUCAUCAAAGAUGUGUUACGGUCUCACAACCGUGCAAGUCAAGGAACUUGCCUACCAGUAUGCAAAGGCUCAGGGAAUUUUACCGAAACCUUGGAAAGAAAAGAAGAUGACAUCAAAAGACUGGCUACUUGGUUUUAUGAAAAGAAAUUCAACAUUAAAUUUAAGAAAACCCAGAAAACACUUCUCUCUCUAGAGCGACUUCAUUCAAUCCAACGAAUGUCAGUAAUUUUUAUAGCAAUUUGGAGCGAGCUCUGGAAAAACAUAAAUUUAAGCCCCAUAUGAUUUGGAAUUUAGACGAAACCGGCUGUCUCACGGUUACAAAUCCUCCAAAAGUUUUAGCAACUAGAGGUUCAAAACAGGUCGGGCAAGUGACUUCAGUCGAAAGAGGUAAUUUAGUUACGAUGCUUGGAUUUAUUAAUGCCUCUGGAGGAACAAUUCCUCCCGUUUUUAUAUUUCCCAGAGUGCACUUUAAGGAAAUUAUGCUGAAAGAAGGGCCUAGUGUCGCAAAAGGAAUUUCCAAUCCAAGUGGUUGAAUGACGGAAGAAGGAUUUUUGGAUGUGAAUUACUUCCACCGGAAGAAACUUAAUGAUAGUGAACAGUCAAGUAAGAAAGUUCCUCUAUGCCAAUUUAUACCAAGAGAAAACAGAGAACCCAACACUCAACCUAACGAAAACAAUAACGUAAUAAAUCAAGAUAAUUGUGUCUGU
Molecule: messenger RNA, 1110 nt
Organism: Sitophilus oryzae (rice weevil)
Lineage: Eukaryota; Metazoa; Arthropoda; Insecta; Coleoptera; Curculionidae
Exons: 2
Coding region: 141-596 (151 amino acids)
Source: RefSeq, a predicted model, not a curated record